UUUAAUGUUUACAGAAUGAAGAGGAACAGUUUAUCUAUUGUGAAUAAAAUUGUCCAAUCGUCACCAGCAGUGAAACAGCCAAAACUUGGGUUCUACUCCUCUCUCAACCAAACUCAUAUGUACACUGUUCUUCUAGACUGGGGGAGUUUGCCUCACCAUGUAGUAUUACGCAUUUUUCAGUAUCUUCCUUUAAUAGAUCGGGCCCAGGCAUCUUCUGUAUGUAGGAGGUGGAAUGAAGUUUUUCAUAUUCCUGACCUUUGGAGAAAGCUUGAAUUUGAACUGAACCAGUCAGCUACUUCAUAUUUUAAGUCCACUCAUCCUGAUCUCAUUCAGCAGAUCAUUAAAAAGCAUGCUGCCCAUCUCCAGUAUGUCAGCUUUAAGGUUGAUAGCAGUACUGAAUCAGCAGAAGCUGCCUGUGAUAUACUUUCUCAGCUGGUAAAUUGUUCUAUCCAGACUUUGGGCUUGAUUUCAACGGCCAACCCAAGUUUUAUGAAUGUGUCAAAGUCUCAUUUUGUGUCAGCACUUACAGUUGUUUUUGUCAACUCAAAAUCACUGUCGUCAAUCAAAAUUGAAGACACACCGGUGGAUGAUCCUUCUUUGAAGAUUCUGGUGGCCAAUAAUAGUGAUACUCUAAGACUCCUAAAAAUGAGUAGCUGUCCUUAUGUCUCAUCUGAUGGAAUCCUUUGUGUAGCUGAUCAUUGUCAAGGCCUUAGAGAACUGGCAUUGAAUUAUUACAUUCUAAGUGAUGAACUUCUCCUGGCCCUUUCACGUGAGACUCAUGUUAACCUUGAACAUCUUCGAAUUGAUGUUGUGAGUGAAAAUCCUGGAAAAAUUAAAUUUCAUUCUAUUAAAAAACAAAGUUGGGAUGCACUUAUCAAACACUCCCCUGGAGUUAAUGUUGUUAUGUACUUCUUUUUAUAUGAAGAGGAAUUUGAGACAUUCUUCAAAGAAGAAUCCCCUGUUACUCACCUUUAUUUUGGUCAGUCAGUAAGCAAAGCAAUUCUAGGAAGGGUAGGUCUUAACUGCCCACGACUAAUUGAGUUAGUGGUAUGUGCUAAUGGUCUUCAGACUCUUGAUAACGAACUUACUUGUAUUGCUGAACACUGUAAAAACUUAACAGCCUUGGGCCUCAGUGAAUGUGAAGUUAGCUGCAGUGUGUUCAUUGAGUUUGUGAGACUGUGUGGGAGAAAGCUAACUCAGCUCUCUGUGAUGGAGGAAGUUCUGAUUCCAGAUGAUGAUUAUAGCCUAGAUAAAGUUCACACUGAAGUCUCCAAAUACUUGGGAAGAACGUGGUUUCCUGAUGUCAUGCCUCUCUGGUAAUUGGCUACCAAAGAUUCUUAACUAUUUUUUUAAGUCAAUAAGAUUAGCUUCUUUCUGUCUAUGCAAAUAUAAAUUUUAAGAUGUAUUGCUGAAAUAUUUUAGGUAAAAUAUUUUAUUGUUUGCAAACUGUCUUAACAGAUUGCAGCAGAAACAUUUGAAAAAAUAGGAGAAGUUUGAAAAGCCAGAAAUCUCUGUAAAUAAGGCACAGACACUGUAUUGUGGAUUAGAUAGUUGAUAUGCUAAAGACUACAGGUGGUUUCUAGAAAAGUUCCUCAGCCUUCCUUGAAGGCAUAUUUUAGUUUGCUUAAUAAAUUAAUAAUAUUGAGC
This is a messenger RNA of Ceratotherium simum simum (southern white rhinoceros), 1647 nucleotides long. RefSeq names its product Putative F-box/LRR-repeat protein 21. Gene Ontology annotation, biological process: positive regulation of protein ubiquitination. The record is from RefSeq and is a predicted model, not a curated record. Gene Ontology annotation, molecular function: protein binding. Lineage: Eukaryota; Metazoa; Chordata; Mammalia; Perissodactyla; Rhinocerotidae.